Paramuricea clavata is the source of this 657-nucleotide messenger RNA. The record is from the annotation of a GenBank genome assembly. NCBI's taxonomy places the organism in Eukaryota, Metazoa, Cnidaria, Anthozoa, Malacalcyonacea, Plexauridae.
AUGGUCAAUGAUAUUAAUCUCGAAGAUCCUGAGAGUAACCUUUUGAUUAAGUUUGCGGACGACUUGACUGUUAAUGUUCCUGUGAAAACUGCUGAAGUUUCAGCAGCUAGCGAAGUAAGGAGCAUUAAAAGAUGGGCGAGUGGUAAUAGGAUGACUCUUAAUAUAUCUAAAACUUGGGAAAUGGCUGUUCGUGGCAGAACAACGAUGCCAUUACCGCUCCAAUUGGAUGGUAUUGACCGCAAAAACUGGUUGAAACUUUUCGGAAAGGCUUCUCGGGACGACCCUUGCUGUUGGGAUUUACAAGUCGACACCCUCCUAUCGAAGGCUGCUAGCCGUAUGUACAUCCUUAGAGUGUGCAGAUCCUAUGAUUAUACAAAGGAAAACUUAAACCUAUUGUUUGAAACUCUAAUUCUAUCGUUGUUCCACUACGGAAUUGAAGUUUGGGGAUCCGCUCUACCGAAUGAAUACCUACAACGAAUUGAUAAAUUACUCAGACGAGCUUAUCGAUUUGGAUAUACCUUGAAAGAGUAUAAAAUAUCGCAACUGGUUGAGGAGAAGGACAAGGCCUUAUUUGCAAAAAAUCUGAAUGAUCCGGAUCACGUUAAUAGAAAGAAAACAUUCUUUUAUUUUACCAAUGAUCAAAACAGAACGUUUUAA